Messenger RNA from Coffea eugenioides, 2535 nucleotides. Its product is annotated as nucleolar complex protein 2 homolog. Gene Ontology annotation, biological process: ribosomal large subunit biogenesis. Gene Ontology annotation, cellular component: Noc2p-Noc3p complex; nucleolus; nucleoplasm. The transcript has 14 exons. The record is from RefSeq and is a predicted model, not a curated record. Bases 190 to 2376 code for a protein of 728 amino acids. NCBI's taxonomy places the organism in Eukaryota, Viridiplantae, Streptophyta, Magnoliopsida, Gentianales, Rubiaceae.
ACCCUCUGCAAGCUCAAUUAAAGCUACUGAAACUCUGAAAAGUGAACGAUGCUAUAAUUCCCCACAACCAACUACUGCAACCUGCAAAUUUGGAGGAAGGGAGCCGGCCGCCAUUGAAGCAAUAAAGAAAAAGAAAAAAAAGCAAGUAUUCUUCCCUUCUGUCUAGCUUGUUCGCUUGGAAUUUUUUAGAUGGGGAAGCUGGGGAAGAAAGCGAGGAAGUUCGCGAAGAAGAAUCUUCAAUCAGUCCUUCGGCAGAGAAGGAAAAAUAAGGCUUUUUUAUCCAAGAAGAAAUCUUUUUCCAGAGAUGAUCAGAGUCCUGGGAAAGACAAACUUGAUGACACUCUGGACCACUCUAAGGGAAGAAACACUGAUGUUGAAGAUGUUGGGGAUACUUCUCUUGAUGCUGUGUUCACAAAAGAUGACUCUGACAUGUUUGCUGAUAUUUCAGAUAGUGACGGAUAUCUUUCAGAGGACUCAAGCUGUCCUCAUGUUGUAGGAAGUGAGAUUGGCAAAUCAUUAGAAGGAAAUAAACUUUUCAGUUCAUUAUCAACACAGAAUGAAAAAAUUCACAAGGAUCUUGCCAUGCAAAAGAAAAAAUUAAACAGGCUGAGGAAGAAGGAUCCAGAAUUCAGCAAGUUCUUGAAAAACUACAAGGGCAUAGAAAAUUCUCAAAAUGGAAACAUGUAUUCUGAUGAAGAUGAGGAGUCAAAGAAAGUGAUACAUCUGGUAGAUAAUAAUGAAGCUGCUGAAGACAAAGGCAAACUUUUUACAAGUUCUGCUAUUAAUUUGUGGUGUCAAUUAGUCAAAGAAGAGCAUAGCAGUUCUGCCUUUGUUUGUCUACUUAAUGCAUAUCGAGCAGCUUGCCACUAUGGAGCUGAGUCAUUAGUUCAUCAAAUUCAGAACAGCGAGACCUUCUGUAGCAUAUUGAUGUUUGUGCUUUCUGAGGCGGAUGAUAUUUUUCGGAGGCAGUUGCAGAUAUCGUCAGUCAAUUGUAAAAAGGAAACCAUAUUAGAGCUGCAGAAUACCUCUAAAUGGCAAACUAUAAAGCCAUUUGUCAAGUCCUACUUCAGAAGUACAUUGUUUUUGUUGGAUCAAGUGGCUGAUUCAGACAUCCUAAAUUUUGCUUUGAACCGACUCAGAGCUUCUCUAAUAUUCUUUGCGGUCUUCCCAUCGCUGCUGCACAGACUCAUUAAGACUACAGUCCAUUUGUGGGCAACUGGAGGAGGGAUUCUUUCCUCAACUUCCUUCCAAAUAAUACGGGAUGUUGCUGCACUAUUCAGUGUUGAUUACUUUGACACCUGCAUAGCUAAAACUUUCGUUGCUUAUAUGGCUCAGAGCAGGGUUUCUAAGAUUCUUAAUAAUAGACACUUGCUGUUUUUGGCAAAUUGCAUCGUUGAAAUUUGCUCUUUGGAUGUGCAAAACUCGUCUCGUAAGGUCCUAGAUUCUAUUUCUCAACUUUCCAGAAUAUUGCGAUGGGGCCUGCAAACAAAGAAGAAGGAAGUGCUGAAAAAGAUAUGCAGUUGGGAGUAUGCUAACUGCAUUGACCUUUGGGUUAGAUUCAUAUCAGUCAACAUACAAGAUCACGAUCUUCAACCUUUAUUGUUCAGGAUCAUUCAGCUCAUAAAUGGAGUUGCUUGCAUGUUUACUGGUCCAAGAUAUCUUCCUUUGAGAUUCAAGUGCAUCCAGUGGCUUAAUAAUCUAUCAACUUCGAGUGGCAUCUUUAUUCCUGUUGCAUCAUAUGUGUUGGAUGUGCUGGAAAUUGAUAAUGUCAAAGAGGGUGGAAAGCUGGGAAAUGCCUUAGACUUCUCGACUGUCCUUAGGUUGCCAAAAAGUUGUUUAAAAUCAAAAACCUUCCAAGAGGAAUGUCUUUCAUCUGCGAUUGAGCAACUGUCAUUUCACUUUUCCCAAUGGAGUUAUCACAUUUCCUUCCCAGAGUUAGCAACUAUUCCUCUUUUUUAUCUAAGAAAGUUUCAUGAUCGUACCAGUGCCGAAAGUCUACGCCGUACUGUGAAGCGCUUGAUUGACCAGAUUGAACAGAAUGUCAACUUUGUGCAGAAAAGAAGAGAUGAGGUAGUUUUUUCGCCCAAAGAUCAUCAAUCUGUUGAAACAUUUCUCCAGCUUGAAAAGUCUGGAAAGAAUGCUUCAUUCACUCAAUAUUACCAAAGCAUCCUGGAAAGGGCUGCUCUAAGAAGUUUGUACAAGGAAAACAUAAGCUCACUGAAGCAGAAAAAGUCAAAGAGAAAAAGAGGGCAGCAGAUAGAAAAUUCAAGGGAUGAAGGUUCGGGUGCUGAUCCUGCAUUAAAUGCUGCUGCUGCCAAUGGAACUUCGGGUUUCAAGGGGAAUGAAAGACGAACUCCAAAAGUGAAAAGAAUGUAGCAUUGUUCUUUCAUUAAAGGUUCGAGGAAAUGUGAUUGAUUUUGAUUCCUAUUUCGGCCAUUAAGCUGAGCGUUUUCAUAUGCAUUAUUCAUUGGUAGCCGGUUCUUGGAGUUUCUUAUUGGUUAUAAAAGAUCACUGCAAGCAGCGGAUCAUCCGUGA